This is a messenger RNA of Oppiella nova, 1519 nucleotides long. NCBI's taxonomy places the organism in Eukaryota, Metazoa, Arthropoda, Arachnida, Sarcoptiformes, Oppiidae. The record is from the annotation of a GenBank genome assembly.
CUUUUUAAUUAAUANAUCAAUGGUUCGCCAAAAGUAUUGUCUGACGUCUGGACUGAAAGCAAUAUAAAUGCUUUACAUUCUGAAUACAUAAACAGCACAUUAGACGAGAAAAACAAAACAUAUUUUUUAGUCUUUGUUUCGAACAAUUCCUCUGCGGUUACCAUACAUUCAAUACAAGAAUAUUCUGUACUCAAAGACACACCAAAUGGAAAGUAGUUCCCAGUCAUACCCGGGUUGGCCUCUAAGGAAUUACUUGGCAUUCAUCGCCAUUCACUUCAAAUUGAAUAACUGUGCCGUUUUGGCGUUCAGACUGAGGGACAGAUCCGCCAAAACUAGUCUUUUACUGGACAUUGAAUGGGAGGACAACCCGGAAGUGCCGGACAUGGAGUCAAUCGAAUGCGUCGGUUGGGAGAAGAACGAGAAGAACCUAUUGUUGCCCCGAGUGGUCGACUUGAGUGCACUUAUGGAUCCGCACCGGUUGGCCGAAGGGGCCGUCGACUUGAAUCUCAAGUUAAUGCGCUGGCGAUUGGUUCCGUCUCUCGAUUUGGACGCCAUAUGCGCCACAAAGUGUCUUAUCCUGGGUUCAGGAACUCUGGGCUGUUCUGUAGGCCGAGGAUUAUUGGCGUGGGGUAUAAGAAACGUGACAUUUGUGGACAACAGUGCCGUCUCGUACUCCAAUCCCGUCCGGCAGUCGUUAUUCACAUUCAACGACUGCUUAGACGGCGGCAAACCUAAGGCCGAAGCGGCGGCUGAAGCCUUAAAGACUAUAUUCCCGAACGUUAACUCUAAAGGCAUCCAACUGUCGCUCCCAAUGCCCGGACACCCGGUGCCCGACCAGCUUAAAGAAAAAUGCAGACAAGAAGUGCAACUUCUGGAGCAACUGAUCGAUGAUAACGAUGUGGUCUUCCUAUUGAUGGACACCAGAGAGAGCCGAUGGCUGCCGACAGUGUUGUCGGCCGUUAAGAAUAAGUUGGUCAUAAACGCUGCUCUCGGGUUCGACACCUUUUUAGUUCAAAGGCAUGGCGUGAGACGUACGGAGACUACAGGUGCGACCAACGAUCAGUCUAUUGUCGGAGCUGUCGGUGGCGAGCUUUCGACAACAUCUACGACUGGCACCGGGAGGUCGAGGCGAGUGAGUGGCGCCGAUUUGGGCUGUUAUUACUGCUCGGAUGUCGUCGCACCGGGAAAUUCGACUCGUGACCGAACCCUCGACCAGCAGUGCACUGUCACCCGGCCCGGGGUGUCGAUGUUGGCCUCUGCACUGGCCGUAGAGCUCAUGGUGUCUGUAUUACAGCACCCGUUGCGAGGGGCGGCGCCGGCACUGGUAGUCAGCGGCGACUACAUGGAUGAGGUAGACAGCGAUGCCGAGACUGCCCUGGGAUUAGUGCCGCACCAGAUCCGGGGCUUUUUGUCCCGUUUUCAGCAAUUGAUGAUCACUAGUGAACGGUUCACCAAAUGCAGCGCCUGUUCCCAAGCCGUGAUCGACGCUUAUAAUGAAAUGGGUUUUGAGUUUCUGUUC